Messenger RNA from Mytilus californianus (California mussel), 2436 nucleotides. RefSeq names its product spidroin-1-like. The record is from RefSeq and is a predicted model, not a curated record. NCBI's taxonomy places the organism in Eukaryota, Metazoa, Mollusca, Bivalvia, Mytilida, Mytilidae. The coding region runs from base 84 to 2276 and encodes 730 amino acids. The transcript is spliced from 4 exons.
UUCGGUUUUUUCAUAUCAUUCCGAAACUUAAACAGCGGGUGUGCUCUCCAAUUUCCUACAAGCACCACCUGGGUUUAUUCAAAAUGAGGCAACUUAUUUUAGUUGCACUGCUCGGCCUUGUAACAAGCGCAUACGCUAAAUGUGGGUUUAAACCAGCGCCUAAACCCGGACAAUUUCUUUCGCUCGUAAAAGGAAUAGGAUGGCAGACGUUUUCCUGUAACGUAGGACUUGUAUGGAAUAGAGGACGUUGUUGCUGUUACCCUUCUGGUGGCGAUAAAUCAGGAGAUUACUGGGAAGAUUAUUUCGAUUAUUUAUUCGGAGGAGACGAAUACGGACUAGGAUGGUUGCUAGGGGGUGCUGGUGCUAGUGCUAGUGCUAGUGCUGCUGCAGCCGCCGGUGGUGCUGGAGGCUACUGGGGUCUAGGUGGCGGCGGCGGCGGUGGCGGUGGUGGCGGCGGCGGUGGUGGCGGCGGCGGCGGCGGUGGUGGUGGUGGAGGCGGCGGCGGUGGCGGUGGCGGUAGCGGUAGCGACAGUGAUUCAAGUGAUGAAGGUGGCUGGGAUUGGGCAUGGAGUGGUGCUGGUGCUGGUGCUGGAGCUGGUGCCGGAGCUGGUGCUAGUGCAGCUGCUGCGGCUGCCGCUGCAGCUGCUGCAGGUGCAGGUUCAGGUUCAGGUGCAGCUGCAGCUGCAGCGGCUGCCGCUGCAGCUGCUGCAGGUGCAGGUGCCGGUGCCGGUGCCGGUGCAGGUGCAGGUGCAGGUGCAGGAGCUGGAGCUGGUGACGGAGCAGGAGGUGAUGGAGAUGUGAGUUCAGAUAGUUCAGACAGUUCAGACAGUUCAGAUAGUUCAGACAGUAGCAGUUCAGACAGCAAUGGAGACACUGACAGCAACGGAGACACUGACAGCAAUGGAGACACUGACAGCAAUGGAGACACUGACAGCAAUGGAGACAGUGACAGCAAUGAUAGUAAUAGUAGCGAUGACAGUAGUGACGGAGAUGAUGAUGAUGACGAUCUCAAAGGACUACUCUCAGUAUUAGUAAAUCUUGGAUCACAAUUGGUCAGUUCAUUAGCUAGUGCAAGUGCUAGUGCAAGUGCUAGUGCAGGAGCAGGCGCAGGUGCUGGAGCUGGUGCUGGAGCUGGUGCUGGAGCUGGAGCAGGAUCAGGAGCUGGAGGAGCAGCCGCAGCAGCCGCUGCAGCAGCGUCAGCAGCAGCUUUGGGCGGAGGUGGAGGUGGUGGAUGGUGGAAUUGGCUAGGAGGUGGUGGAGGUUCAUCUGCAGCAGCAGCAGCAGCUGCUGCGGCUGCAGCUGGAGGUGGGGGUGGAUAUGGUGGAUGGUUAGGACGUGGUGGUAGUGGAUCUGCAGCUGCAGCGGCAGCCGCUGCAGCUGCAGCUGGAGGUAGCCGUAAGGGUGGAUAUUCUGGACGUGGUGGAAGUGCAUCUGCAGCAGCUGCUGCAGCCGCUGCUGCAGCUGGAGGUGGCGGUGGAUAUGGUGGAAAAUUCCUUGGUGGUUAUGGUGGAGGAUCUGGUGCGGCAGCCGCUGCCGCCGCUGCGGCUGCCGCUGCAGGAGGUGGUGGAUGGGGUGGAGCUGGAGGAUCCGCAGCAGCUGCUGCCGCCGCUGCGGCUGCCGCUGCAGGAGGUGGUGGAUGGCGUGGAGCUGGCGGAUCCGCAGCAGCUGCUGCCGCUGCUGCGGCUGCCGCUGCAGGAGGUGGAGGAUGGCGUGGAGCUGGAGGAUCCGCAGCAGCUGCUGCCGCCGCUGCGGCUGCCGCUGCAGGAGGUGGGGGAUGGCGUGGAGCUGGAGGAUCCGCAGCAGCUGCUGCUGCCGCUGCGGCUGCCGCUGCAGGAAGGAGUGGAUAUAAUGGAGGUGGAGGAUCCGCAGCAGCAGCAGCAGCUGCCGCCGCUGCAGCUGCUGGAGGUGGUGGAGGAUCAGCGUCAGCUGCCGCUGCCGCCGCUGCUGCUGCAAUGGCAGGCGCAGACGCAGAAGCUGUUGCUUCUGCUUACGCCUUAGCUUUGGCUGGUGGAAACCAAGGACUUGCUUGGAUGUUGACUUCUGGCAAUGACGACUUACGAAAUGCAGCUGCAGUAGCAAUAGCUAGUGCUAGUGCAGGAGCAGGAGGUGGAGGCGGAGGCGGAGGCGGUGGCGGUGGCGGAGGAGGCGGAGGCGGAGGUGGUGGUGGUGGCGGAGGAGGUAGUGGUGGCGGCAGUGGUGGAAGCGGAGGCAAUGGAGAUUAUGAUAAAGAUUGUAACAAAAACGAUGAUAACGACGAGUGUAAAAAAGAUUCUUAGACAAAUCAUAAAUUUAUUGAGACAUUUUGGGCACAUUUAAAUCCAUUUUGAGAGAUCAUCUUUUUUAUUGUUGAGACACUGGUGAUAAUUGUUAUCAUGUAUAUAUGUUAAGCUGCUGCGUUGUCCUAGUUGUUAUUAAAUCGUGUGUGUUUCUUACAAA